CUUUGGCUCCUCCACCUGAAUGAAACGAACCACGUUGGGAACCGGAUACUCCUGCAGCUGAAAUAUCCUGAGUGGGUUGCUAAGAUUCAACCACUUCCCAGAAAAAAAGAAAAAAAGUCACUCAUAGAUACUAAGAGUUUGAAAAAGCAAAAAAUAAAAGCUGAUAGUCACAACAACGAGUCCAACAACCUGCGGCAUCACCAGAGUCGGAGAUCACGAUCUCACUCGCGCAGUCCAGGGCCUAAUCAAAGGCCGACGGGAAAACGGCGCAGGUCCAGCACGGUCAGCUCCUCUGGGGAUAAAGGAGAGCAGCGAUCCAGAACCGACCCGUCUGUGGGGGAGAAAGCUGAUCCAGAACCAGAAACUCCUGCCAGGUAUACUCCAGAAUCAGCCGCCAAAGUCCUAAACAUGUUUGGACUGGACAAAGAGGACCUAAAAGAACUAGAGUCAUACCCCGAGGAUCAGCUGACUUCUGAAAAUCUACAUCUGGUUUUACGUGAGAUUUUCUUGCGGAAGAAGAAACGAGCUGCAGAAAACCCUCUUGAACCCAAAACCGACGAAACUGGAAGUCCGGACAAAACGCCUCCUGGUCCUCUGAAGCCAGUUAAAGUGAUUGACUACAGACAUUCUGCUAACUAUGUUGCCGUUAGCGACUCGAUAGAAACGCCCACUGAGGAUGAUCCAAGUCCCGCAAGUAGGAAGGAGUCACCACUGGAAGAAUGUGACGAACCAACACAGAAAGACAUCCAGCCGUCCAAGUCUAUAAGAGUUAAUCCUCAACCUUCUCUGAAUCUGACGUCCAAAUCCAAAAAACCCAGCAGUUUAAAGGUUAAAGGUCAAGAAAAAAGAGUCAAAGACUUGAAGAAGACAGCUAAACUGAAGCAUAACAUUAAAGCAACAUGUAAAACUAGGAAAGCUUUGUCGUGUGGUGUUUCAUAUGCAAAACUGUCUCCGAUCAAAGUGCCGCCUGUUAAGACCUUUACUUCCAACCAUCUGCCAACACUGGCCAUGAUUAAAGACUAUAUAGGAGCCGCGCCGACAAGGUUCCCACACAUCUGCUCCAUCUGCAACAAGAAGUGCUUCCAUAUGGAGGACUGGCUGUCACACCAGAACUCCAGCUUUCACCUGGAGAGCUGCACAAUCCUCCGGACACAAUAUCCACAUUGGGAUGGGGAUGUUCUACCAAUCCUCAGUGCUGAAGCUGAAAGUCCAUCUACAUUACCGUUCCGUCGGCAUGACAACGGUAACCUCCAGCAGUAUUACGGCUCAGAGGGUCGAAGGAGCAGCUCCUGGUCCCGGUCUCGGUCUCGGUCCCGGUCCCGGUCCAGAUCACCUUAUGACCGUAGAUACACCCGCAGGUCUCGAUCUCCUUCUUGGUCGCCACGUCUCAAAAAGCCGUCCUCCCUUCCCUGCCGCUCACAUUCAGGGAGUCACGAGAGACGGUCGUCCUCCGGGAGGAAAGACGGGAAACUGUCUUCAUCACCCAGACGGAGCAACGAGAAACAGAAUCUGGACCACAAGAGCCGAUUGUCCAAAGAGAGUUCGGGUCCUCGUUGUGAGAAAUCACGGGGAAGGAAUCUACUACAAAAAUCUGCGGCGCUUGACAGGAUUUGUUCGACAUACUCUUCACCAUCCUGCAGUGACGCCAAACUGGAGCAUGCAAAGGAGCUGGACACGAAGCCGCAUAUUGAAGGGAAGAAGAAAAGUGCUGGCAGAUCUGUGGUCGGUGCUGAGGGGAAGGAUUAAUACAGUUAUUGUUGUGUUUUAUAACAAAGAGUUUAAUAAAAAUAUAUGUAUGGAAGGAUUCUGGUGUCACCUUGAUGCUCACUAGAGGUUAUUCACUACUGAAGCAACAAUAAACUGCUCUGAGCAAAUGAAAAACAUGAGAAAUUAUUUAUUAAAGGGCUAAUAUGUGUUAUCCA
Messenger RNA from Poecilia reticulata (guppy), 1922 nucleotides. The record is from RefSeq and is a predicted model, not a curated record. Lineage: Eukaryota; Metazoa; Chordata; Actinopteri; Cyprinodontiformes; Poeciliidae.